UGACUGCACCAGCAGGUUUGGCAAAACAGGUGUGUGUGUAGCAGAGGUGAGAGCUAUCUGAGACCAACACCAAAAUGGACAGGCUGAGCAGAGGAGCCAGGAUUGCUUACAAGCGGUGGCGAAAUCCUGAAUUGAGGGAUGAGGGAAAUUUCAUUGGUCAAGGUGAUGAGGACCAGGGCACAGACAAUGAGAUCUGCACUAUAUCCUCAGCAGGAGUCGACCCAGGGGAAAGCACGUCUGCAUCUGGGAGUGAUAAAACUGAGGAGACCUUUACAAUAGAUGAUGUACUGGAGGGCAUCGGCUUUGGAAAGUUCCAGUGGAAAAUGUCUAUCCUCACCGGACUGUCAUGGAUAGCAGACGCCAUGGAGAUGAUGCUCCUUAGUAUCUUGAGUCCGCAGCUGCACUGUGAGUGGAGGCUCCCCGGCUAUCAGGUGGCUCUCAUAACAUCGGUGGUCUUUGUCGGAAUGGGCCUUGGUGCACCUUUUUGGGGGAAUGUGUGCGACACGUACGGCAGAAGAGUAGGUCUGACGAUGUCUAUGUGCUGGGCUAUUAUGUAUGGCGUAUUGAGUGCCUUUGCUCCAGUGUACGGCUGGCUUUUGGCCCUGCGUGCCCUCGUAGGCUUUGGCAUCGGUGGAUCGGCUCAGUCGGUGACGCUGUACUCAGAAUUCCUCCCUGUGAAGGCAAGAGGCAUCUGCGUCAUGCUGAUCGCGGCUUUCUGGGCGAUUGGCUCUGUGUUCGAGGUCCUCCUGGCAUUGUUCAUAAUGCCCACUCUUGGCUGGAGGGCGCUGCUCGGCUUGUCCACUAUACCAAUGGCAGUCUUUAUUUGCUUCUGUUUUUGGCUGCCUGAAAGUGCUCGUUUUCAUUUGCUGUUGGGACAAACGGAGAAGGCCAUGGCGACUUUAACACGCAUCGCAAACGACAACGGCAAGCCCAUGCCUCAGGGGAGGCUUAUCACCUGUAAACAGACUAAACAUGCACGGAUCAAAGAUCUCUUCACUCCUCAGUAUCGGAAAACUACUAUUCUUCUGUUGUUUACCUGGUUUGUAAAUGCUUUCGCCUAUUACGGAAUAGUCCUGUUGACAACUGAGCUUUUCCAAACUGGAAAUAAAUGUGCAGCGGCGUAUGGGGCCAAGAUUGAACCGAAAUGUAAUCUGGAAUGCAAAUAUUUGACAUCAGCUGACUACAAAGACCUUUUAUGGACGACCAUGGCUGAAUUUCCAGGUAUUGUGAUCGUCCUUCUGGGAAUUGACUGUAUUGGCAGGAAGAAGAGUAUGGCUCUGACUUUCUUUGUGUUUUCUUUGUUCAUUCUGCCCUUGUAUGCUUGUAUUGGGAGGCUGGGUAUUACAAUCUGCAUCUUUAUUGCCAGAGCCUCUGUCUCUGGGGGAUUCCAGGUUGUUUUUGUUUACACACCAGAGGUGUACCCUACAGAAAUCAGAGCCUUUGCAAUGGGGACUUGUAGUGCAGUAGCCAGGCUGGGUGCCCUGAUCACACCCUUCGUGGCACAGGUGUUGCUGCGGGCAUCGUUGCCUGUGACCCUGUCGUUUUACUGUGUCUUAAGUCUGUUGGGUGGCAUUGUAUCCCUGCUGCUGCCCAUUGAGACGCUGGGCAGAACUCUCCAGGAGUCUGGUCAUGAUCAGGAGGCCGGAGAGCAGACGGUCGCCCCAACCAGCAACUCAAAUAAUACAACACAUCCCUCGGAGUAGAGAUAAAACAAUCAGGAGGACUGAAAUAAAAAUAGAAAGGAUAUUUUGUUUACUUCAGGCAACUGUAGAUGCCACAGUUGCCUGUUUUACUCUGAAUUGAAUCCUGUGAGCGAUGAUGGGUGAAGAACAACGGGGGGACAAUCUCAUUACAGGCCGGGAGUGAUAAUUGAGGGUAGGCCUACUUCCCAUGUCUAAUGAGAGCGGAAGCACACUUGUGCUUGGACUGGUUUGUUUACCCUCUCUUCAUCAAGGCCAUGAGAAGCAACGGAGGGACAAUGAUGAUUCACUGUACGGGCUCUGCUUACAGCUGCACACUUUAAGCCUUGCCUUUAAGAGACAGAGACCUUUAUUUUACAUGUGGAUAAAAAUGACUUAAUGUAUUUAUUUAUAUAUAUGAAGCCAGGAUGCCUUUCACUAAUUAAAGUUGACCAAUAU
Molecule: messenger RNA, 2138 nt
Organism: Epinephelus lanceolatus (giant grouper)
Lineage: Eukaryota; Metazoa; Chordata; Actinopteri; Perciformes; Serranidae
Gene: svopb
Product: SV2 related protein b
Biological process (GO): transmembrane transport
Cellular component (GO): membrane
Molecular function (GO): transmembrane transporter activity
Source: RefSeq, a predicted model, not a curated record